AGACUCUAUCUCUACAUGCCGUGUUACUACACCAGCCGAACGUCCUGUUGGCGCAGUCUUGAUGACGCACUCAGCGCGCGCCCCAGCCUCUGGCCCAGUCGCUUUCCGGAGCCUUCGCUUUCCGUGGUUGCUCGGCGACGGGCGAGGCCUGGUGUUGUUAUGGAGCCUGAGCCUAACGUACUGAGUAACCUCGCGGAGGUGGUGGAGCGGAUUCUGAGCUUUCUGCCGACGAAGGCGCUCCUACGCGCAGCCUGCGUCUGCCAGUUAUGGAGAGAGUGUUCCCGCAGAAUCCUGAGGACCCAGCAGAGCAUCGCCUGGGUCUCUGCAGCUGAACCGACACCAUGUAAUAGUCAUGGUCUGGUCUGGGCAUUAGCAGAGGAGCUUGAGAAGGUCCACGUGCUGCCUCAGAUGGUGUUUUAUAUAGCAGAUGCAGAGACUUUCAGUGGAUACGAAGAGAGUCAUGGUCAUGGGCAAAAGAAAGCACGCAGAAGAAAUAGUAAAGAAACUGCCACUGCGUUAGAAAAACUGUUGCCCAAAAGAUGUCAAGUCCUUGGUCUAGUGACAGCUGGCGUCGUAGUCACCCCAACCGGCUCUCGCAGCAGUCGGCCCCUGGAAAUUGAAGAUGGCGAAGCCGGCUUUGCCUUACUGUUUCCCAAGAUUGAUGGGGUGAAGAUCCAGACUUUCCACUUUUUCAGAGACCCGAAGACCAAAUUCCUCGAUGAAAGCCAGUUUGCUGAGGCAGGCCUGAAGAAUAACCCAGAUCUUAGAGUGGUUCUUCUGUUUGGCUACAACACUUGGAAGACCGGAGCAACACGAUUUCUUCACCAAAUAGUCAAUCACUUGAAUGAAAAAAGCAUUGUUUUGGCUGGGGGCCAUGUGGAAAGCGUGACAUCUCUGAUGUCUGAGAAUAACACGCAAGCUGCCGAGUCCUGCGGCGUUGUCGGUUUGACUUUCAGCGGACCCCAGAUCCAGUGCGCUACUGUUCUGUUAGAUCAAGACGUAAUUGAUGAGAGGACAGCAGAAGCUGCAAUGCAGCGCCUCAAGGCCGCAAACAUUCCUGAGCACAACAGCCUUGGCUUUAUGUUUGCAUGUGUUGGCAAGGGAUACCAACACUACAAGACCAAGAGGAAUCUUGAAGCUGAUGCCUUUAGGAAGUUCUUCCCUAACGUCCCCCUCUUUGGCUUUUUUGGACACGGGGAGAUCGGAUGUGAUCGGAUUGUGACUGGGAAUUUCAUCCUCCGAGAAUGCAAUAAUGCAAAGGAUGACCUGCUCCAUGGCUAUACCACAGUAAUGACUCUCAUCCAUCUGGGCCCAGCCAAAGCAAACCAAGUUUAAACCUCUUUUUGUAAAUGGAUCAUCAGGCUUUUUUCGGUUCCAGGAACUUAAAACUGUACGUAUGUCCAGAAGUACCUCUUCAGACAAAAGUUGAUCAUUGUCCGAUUGAUUUUAGAACUACUAGCUGGCAUGAAACUAGGUGAGGAGGAAAGCAUUUCUGCACCAUAUGGGAGAUUAAAAUUGUGAAUAUCAAAUAAUUUUGGUUUCAUCCCUGAAGUUGUGGAUGGUUCUGGUUAGCAUUAAAUCCAAAUUUGCCAGCACUGGUGUGUACUUGGAAAUGAAGUAUCAGUAUUUCUGCAUGUAAUCUGUGGACAAAUUUGGAGACACUGACCAAGUUAGGUAUUGAGCAAACUCUUACACAGCUGUGUUUAAAAGCUGUUGCUCUUGUCUUUUUAUUACUUAGCGAGUUCUUCUGUCAAGCUGUAAACUAGUGUCAUGUCUGAACUGGAUCCUUAAGACAUUUGUUUGUGAGGUCAGAAGGUGAUGUUUUUGUGGGGCAGCUGACCCAAUUAAAAUGCAGAAUACCUUC
Messenger RNA from Hemicordylus capensis (graceful crag lizard), 1864 nucleotides. RefSeq names its product F-box protein 22 (gene FBXO22). Gene Ontology annotation, biological process: positive regulation of proteasomal ubiquitin-dependent protein catabolic process; regulation of skeletal muscle fiber development; protein polyubiquitination. Bases 16 to 1335 code for a protein of 439 amino acids. Gene Ontology annotation, molecular function: protein binding. The record is from RefSeq and is a predicted model, not a curated record. The transcript has 7 exons. NCBI's taxonomy places the organism in Eukaryota, Metazoa, Chordata, Lepidosauria, Squamata, Cordylidae.